AGUCACAUGAAUCUCUGUCCCAUCAUGGCCAGGCUGUUAUUGCUGCUCUUUUCCCUUAUCUCCUGGGUCAGUGGGGGGCUCUACUUCCAGCAGGGGCAGCACUGUUACAAGCCCCCACUCAAAAGGCACCCAGGAAUCAGGAACUACCAGCGGCCGCACGAAUACAUCUCGGUGUCGGACCUGCCAAAAGCCUGGGACUGGCGCAAUGUGAAUGGAACAAACUAUGUCAGCACCACCCGCAACCAGCACAUCCCCCAGUAUUGUGGCUCCUGCUGGGCUCAUGGGAGCACUAGUGCCAUGGCAGACAGGAUUAAUAUCAAGCGCAAUGGGGUGUGGCCCUCGGCUUACCUAUCUGUUCAGCACGUCAUUGAUUGUGCCAAUGCAGGGUCCUGCGAGGGAGGAGACCACGGAGGUGUCUGGGAGUAUGCAAACAGUCACGGGAUUCCUGACGAGACCUGCAACAACUACCAAGCCAAAGACCAAAAAUGCGACACGUUUAACCAGUGCGGCACGUGUGUGACCUUCGGGAAGUGCUUCAACAUCUCCAAUUACACUCUGUGGAAGGUGGGAGACUUUGGGUCAGUCAGCGGGAGAGAAAAGAUGAUGGCGGAAAUCUACAAAAAUGGACCAAUCAGCUGUGGGAUAAUGGCCACAGAGAAACUAGAUGCCUACACAGGGGGUCUCUAUGCGGAGUUUCAGCCUAGAGCAAUGAUCAAUCACAUUGUCUCCGUGGCUGGAUGGGGAUUGGAUGAGAACGGAGUGGAAUACUGGAUUGUGCGAAAUUCGUGGGGGGAGCCCUGGGGAGAGAGGGGCUGGCUGCGCAUAGUCACCAGUGCGUACAAGGGAGGCAAGGGGGCCGACUACAACCUGGCUAUUGAAGAGGACUGUGCAUACGGUGACCCCAUUCUCCCAUAAUGAAGGAGCAAGAAGCUUCCAGCCACUGUCAGAACAACUCCCCGCAGCCACCUAUGCCUUGGAUUCUUUAUGAGUUAUGUCCUCUUAUCGAGGGCUUCGCUUUAGGACAAAUGCAGUGUCUGGGUUUUACUGCAGAAUUUUUUAGCAGAGUAAAAUGUUACUGACUCAGGGGUUAUAGGGGCCUGAGGGCAUCUCCAGGUACAUGGGGAUAACUGUGGGUGCAGGACCAGUGUUUAUUGGCUAAACAGACACUUUUUCUUGGCCCAGACUAGAGUCUGACUUGAUUAUUAGCACUGGCUGCAUGGGACAGGGCAAAUUCACAUGUUUCUGAUCACUUAAUUGCACUGAUUUACUGAAUCUUUUUUUUAUUGUGAUUAUAGUUGAUUUUAUUUCCUGACGCUGCUUGGAUUAGGGGCAUUGGGGGCCACAGAAUAAUGCAAACUCCAUUUGCCUCAGUUACUAUGCAACAACCCGCCAUAUUUUUGCAUUUGCAUGCUCCCUUUCAUGUUGCCUCUAUUUGCAACCAAGCGACCCAUAUGCUUUGCAUACAAAGAAAAUCCCUGAAUGGAAAGCGUUUUUUAGGAGGUUUGUCCCCCACGGUAGGCGCAGAUUUAACAGCGGGUGACAAACCUCCCCGUCUGCCACAGCCCUUAAACUCAGCGACCUCAGAAGAAUGGAAAGUGCCACAUCUGCUGAACGAUUCCACUUUUCUAAAACUGAAAGUACAACUGAGACCACAGUUGAGACUGCUGGGAAGUUUAUUUUCUUAAUUAUCAAUUGCGACCAGCAUAGCCAGCAAUAGAAGGGUUAAUGUUGGAUGAGCGGCUCGCUGAGCAAGGAUUUAACUGCUGCCAAUGAAUAAUCCUAUAGAUUUAGCAUUUGUUCAGGGAUGAAAGGGAAACUUAAAUGCACCGCAAGUGAUUUUGUGUUUUCCUAAAUAAAAUGCUACUGCUAAAGAA
Xenopus laevis (African clawed frog) is the source of this 1874-nucleotide messenger RNA. RefSeq names its product cathepsin Z S homeolog (gene ctsz.S). Gene Ontology annotation, molecular function: cysteine-type carboxypeptidase activity; cysteine-type peptidase activity; cysteine-type endopeptidase activity. NCBI's taxonomy places the organism in Eukaryota, Metazoa, Chordata, Amphibia, Anura, Pipidae. Gene Ontology annotation, biological process: proteolysis. The record is from RefSeq and is marked provisional.